Molecule: messenger RNA, 1077 nt
Organism: Oppiella nova
Lineage: Eukaryota; Metazoa; Arthropoda; Arachnida; Sarcoptiformes; Oppiidae
Source: the annotation of a GenBank genome assembly
GUCCAUCAGAUAAACUUCUUGAUCGCACAGUUCUCUGGACUCGCUUUCGCCAUCGUUUUCCGCAAAUGUCUGUCCCAUCAGAGGGUGUCCGUCGCUGUCCGCCAGUACACGUGUCUAAUAGCCGGUGCUCUCAUCGGGUACUUCUGUUUCGGACAACAAAUCUAUAACUUAUUAAUAUUGACGACACUGUCAUACAUCGCAAUACUUACCUGCAGUCCAAAUGUGGUGCAAAGGGUCGUCCUAUUCGUAGCGCUCAUGUAUUUAUCAUAUUUGCAUUUAUUACGGCUUUUCCACGACUACGGCGGGUAUACCAUAGACAUCACCGGUCCAAUUAUGAUCGCUGUCCAAAAGGUGACAAACGUUGGGUUCAGUCUUCACGACGGUUUAGCUAAAUCUGAAGACACGUUAACUGCCGAUCAAAAGCGAUAUGCCAUUAGGUGUGAAAAGGCCAACAUUUCUGGACGGAAAGAACUUCGAGAGACACAUCCAAAGCAAACUGUCCUCCCGUCCUAUGCCAUCGCCUCUGGUCUGUACCCAUCACUCCCGCCCUGUCCAUUAGUCUUCUACAACGAUUACAUCGAAUUCAUUAGCGGAAAGAACUUCGAGAGACACAUCCAAAGCAAACUGUCCUCCCGUCCUAUGCCAUCGCCUCUGUUGUUAUGGGCAGUACUCCGCAAACUGUUUGUCAGCGUAUCAUUCGCCGUACUUCUAGUGACAAUUGCACCCAUGUUUCCCAUCACACAUCUCACAGAGGACAAAUUCUUGGACGAGACGUCUUUCAUAUCAAAAUUAGUGUACAUACUAUGCGCCACAUGUAUGGCCCGAUUCAAGUACUAUCACGCCUGGAUCCUCGGCGAAGUCAUUUGCAACGCCAGUGGACUCGGAUUUGCAGCCGUAACGGAUGAUUCCCGGGCGACCACCAGUGCCUGUCAAGCGCCCACCCCUUCCGUCACACCAGGCAAACUGUGGACCGAUUGGAUCGCAAACGCAAUGUCCACCCGAAGUGGUGCUCAGGUCUACACCGGUAGCCUACUAUUCAAACCCCUGUCCACCAGCACAGGUCUUCCUAUCGAUCAG